AUGGCGCUGCGCAAUACAUACUUACAGAAUAGAUUUAUCUUCAUUCGGGGAGACGACAUGAUCCCGAUUCUGAAAGGUCUCGGUGCCAGAGAAGACGAUUUCGAGUUCGUCCAGCAGAUCAGUGACCUCACCGGACCCGACCCAACCCUCGAAUAUCGCUCGGUGACUUACGGGCGGUACUGCAUCGACCCCGAGACACGCAGCAUACAGCGGCUCGAGACACAGCCGUACACCCUAACGGUGCAGGAGGACUACAAGCGCCACGACUCUGGGAUCCCCAGGAUGUUCGACGAGACCCCAACAGACAUGCAAGGCAACACAGUCGUACAGGCUCUAAUGCUCUUCAAAGCACUUGUCUUCCAGGGUGUCCCUGUCACACCCCGUGACCACCUAGACUAUUCCUCUCCUGCUUGGAUAUGCACCAUGUUCAACGCGCGUACGCACACUUCGAAGAACCAUGGCAUCUUCGGUGAACCGGCACUCGAAGGUGUCCACUCGGAUGGGUCCGACCACACUAUGACGGUAUUUCUGGGUAGUAAGAACAUGCGUGCCGAUAGCGCGGUUACAUUCAUGCACGACAACGAGGAGACGACUGGGGUGCAGGUAUGGGAGACAAACCCUACCCUUAUCCGGGCCCGCGUGCACCACCAGCACUUUUUGGACACUCUGGUCUUUGUGGAUCAUGACUUCAAGCACAGCGUUACUUCAGUGCACCAAAUGGAUGCGGCGCAGCCCGCAAGUAGGGAUAUGUUAGUUGUGUUUACUCGGCGGCCGAAGAUCGAGGGGCAUGUGUCAGGUUAUGCGGAUACUAUGGAGCUCCACAGUACAGAACCAUUCCAUUUGCCUAUGUGGCUGCCUUGA
Molecule: messenger RNA, 861 nt
Organism: Cucurbitaria berberidis CBS 394.84
Lineage: Eukaryota; Fungi; Ascomycota; Dothideomycetes; Pleosporales; Cucurbitariaceae
Exons: 1
Coding region: 1-861 (286 amino acids)
Molecular function (GO): dioxygenase activity
Source: RefSeq, a predicted model, not a curated record